Messenger RNA from Durio zibethinus, 901 nucleotides. RefSeq lists its product as uncharacterized. NCBI's taxonomy places the organism in Eukaryota, Viridiplantae, Streptophyta, Magnoliopsida, Malvales, Malvaceae. The record is from RefSeq and is a predicted model, not a curated record.
AAGAACCUGACUUCCUUAAACUGGAAGGAAGGUGAAAACUUACAUAAAGUUACUUUAAUGGGUAUUCGAGCUUUUGGUUGGUGCAGUGAAUGAAGAACUUACAAGUGAGAUAUAUUGCAUUAGGAUAGAAGAAAAAUGGAUGAAGAUAGGAGAGAGGAGAUCAUGCCGGUGAAGCUUGCAAUCCAAAGAGAAUUGGCUUAUCGCCAGAAGAUUGCCAUGUUGAAUAAUCAAUCUGCUAAUGGCUCUGGCUUACAACUCAUGCCUUUUCAUUUUUGCUUGUGGCCGGUACAUUCGGGUCUUGGUGUAUCUCCCAGUUCAACAUUGUAUUCAAGUCUGGAUAGUCAUGUGGCUAAGAAGAAUCAGGAAGACACCUUUUUCUGCAAGGUUUGCCGGGUUUCCAGCUCUAGCGCCAUAAGUUACAAGCAACAUUUAAGAGGUCAUAAGCACAAGGCCAACCUGCGCAUAAUGCCAUUCAAAGGGAAAUAAUGAUUCAGGCAUCACAGCAGUGAACCCACGGAAAAGAUGUGGACCGUGUGACAUUUUGGUGUACGGAUGAAUUGUCAUUUAACCAGCACUUGGAAGGUCAAAAGCAUAAGCAAAAACUACAGAACUUGGUAGUUGCUGGUAAUAAUGCAAGAAACAUGGUAAAGAAGCAAAGGUUUUGGUGAGUUGUGUGAUGGAUAUUCUGUGCACAGAUUAUUGAUCAUUUAAGAUGCACCUUCAAGGAAAAUAACAUUUUAUUAAACUUCAUGCCAUUGACAAUGGAAAAAAACCAUGAGGGUUGAACUUGUAUUGGAGAAAAGUUUAAGAUAUUCUCCUUUAAGCACUUCCUCUAUUCCAAGUUUAAUUUCCAUACUGUAUAUAUUAUACUAGUCCUGGGAAAAAUACGAGAUACUUGUAA